AUGCCUAAGGAUAAAGGGGGCUUGGGGGUUCGGAGGUUGGUCUUGUUUAAUUUGGACUUGUUAGGGAAGUGGCUGUGGCGUUUUGUGGAGAAGAGGGAGCGACUUUGGAGGCGGGUGGUGGUUGCUAAGUUUGGUGUGGGUAGGGGGAGUGGUGCUCAGGACGGGUGGGUCAUUCUCAUGGUUGUGGGUUGUGGAAAAGGAUUUGGCUGGGUCGGGAGGCAUUCUGGCGGAGAAGAGUUGUCUUUAGAGUUUCGAUUCCCUCUGGUCUUUGCUAUUGCUACUAAUUCUAAGGUGUUGGUGGGUGUUGUGAGGGUUGAGCAGAGGCAGUUGAUGGUGUGGAAUGUGCAGUUGCGUCGUGAUGUUCAAGAUUGGGAGCUAGAUCAGUUGGUGGACCUCCUUAGCUUUUUAUAUGGUUUGCAUCUUGGAUGGACGGAUCAAGAUUCCUUGGUUUGGGAUUGUCCUAGAGCCAAAGGUAUUUUUAUUGUGUCUUCAUUCUAUGGGGCGCUUGUUCAGGAUAAGUAUGUUUUUGACGUCACCAUGGUUUAUCUGUGGAAAAGUGUUUGGGUGCCGGGCACGCCGUCCAAGGUUGCCUUCUUUGUGUGGACAGUGAGUUUAGGUCGUAUCUUGACCAUUGAUAAUUUGAUUUGUCGUGGGCAUAUUUUGGUGAAUUGGUGCUGCUUGUGCGGUCGGCCAGCGGAAUCGGUUGACCAUUUGCUUAUUCAUUGUUCGGUCUCUUCUCGUCUUUGGAUGCUUGUGGUUGCAAUUUUUGAGAUGGUUUGGGUUCAAUCGAGUUCUGUGUUCGCAAUUUUGAAAAGUUGGGUAGGGGGGAGGGUGGGGAGAAGGCGUCGAAAGGCUUGGAUUCUUGCUUUGCACUGUUUACUGUGGUUGAUUUGGCUAGAACGAAAUAGGCAGGUGUUUCACGGGGUGGCUCAUUCCAUCCCUUGGUUAGAGAGACGACUUCUUACUGUCUUGUAUAGUUGGGUGACAGGUUUAAUAGAUCCAGAUGUGUUGGCUUUUACAGAUUUUGUGAAGAAUUUGAUUUGUUAG
Molecule: messenger RNA, 1047 nt
Organism: Camellia sinensis
Lineage: Eukaryota; Viridiplantae; Streptophyta; Magnoliopsida; Ericales; Theaceae
Source: RefSeq, a predicted model, not a curated record